CAAAACAUACGUAAAAAAAUACAAAACGCGCAAACUCACACGAAAAGCCCCUCUCUCAAGCGAUAAAAAGAAAAACCCCAGAGAGAUAAUCAAAUCAAAAUCUCCCCCAAAAGGCGAGCUUUUUUUUUUCUUUUCUUCUUCCCAUUUUCCUUUUCUUUUUUCCCCUUACCUUUUUCCCUCUGAGGUUGGGGAGUGGAAAAAAAUGGAAAGAAGUCAUUGCCUGCACGAUCCCUGCGGCUGAAAAAAGAGGCUAAAUAUUAUUCAAAAAGAGGUUCGCUGGACUUCUUCUUCGUCAAAUUUGGUUUCAGUUUUUUUUGCUGCCUUGGCUUCGUCGUUACGGAGGAAGGGGGGAACUUUUUUUAAAGGAAGAACAGAGGGUGGUUUAAUAGAUUUUGUUUUGAAUGGCCGACGAUAAUAUCAAUUUGAUAGACGCUGAAGGAAAAAGUGAAAUAAAUGGCUAUAGCUCAGGAGCAGCCUCCGAAGGGAAAUCAAGCUCUCAUGGUAUUGAAUCUGCUGGUCUUUCUGAGGACCACAAUGUAUCUUCUGUUUCAGGCCAGGGAGCUAUCAACCGGAGGAGGUUUUCUACUGGUAAACCAAGUCCUAAAGCUAGAUUUGAAAAAAUUGUCCCCCAUUAUCUGAGAGCUUCAACUGGUUCUUGUCACGACUUCUGCAAAUAUGGUCGAAAGCAUGCAUUUGAAGAGAAAGAAAGUCGUCCAUGGCGGAAAAGAAUUAUUAAAGCUCAACCAACCGAGCAGAAUUCUGUUGGGGCUGUAGCUUUGGGGCAGGGGAAAAAGGCUACAGUGCUGAAACACACAUGGCCUCAUAUGAGACAGAAUCCUGCCUUAGCUGCACCGUUGGGUGAGAAAAAGAAAGCAAAGGUGGUCAAAGAAAUUACAUCGCCUCGUGUGGCACAGAACCCUGCAGUGAUUGGCCCUUUGGGUGAGAAGAGGAAGGCAGAGGUUGUCAUGGAAAUUACUUUGCCUCAAUUGACACAGAAUCCUGCAGUCAUUGCGCCUUUGGGUGUGAGGAAGAAGGAAAUAGUGCAUAAGGAAAUGACAUCGCCUGAGAGGAAACAAAAUCCUUUGGGGACUGCAUCUUUGGAUGCAGGGAAGACAGCAAGAAUGCGUAAGCAAAUGGCAUCACCUGAUAGGAAACAGAAUCCUCCUUUGAUGGAGAAAAAGAAGGCCACAGUCAAGCCAAUAACAUCACCUGAUCGAAUAUCUGUUUUGUCGCACAAGGCUUCUCCUACGGCAAUCAAGUCAGAAGGGCACCGCGAAAUUUUCAAGAAAAAGGUAAUAUCACCUUCCAAGAAGGUCGAAGCUUCUUCGGAAGAUUUAUCAUCUCGUAAGAACUCAAAAGUUGAGAAGAGGAUGAGCAAAUCUUCCAACCAGCGAUCUCCUGUUGUACACCCUCCUCCAGUGAAGCCAUUAUCUGCUUCGCACUCAUUAGGCUCUGUCAAGAGAACAGGAAAAGCUGAAAAGACAACAAAAAGUGUUUCUCCGAGAAAUUCUCCUACUGUUAUGCGUCGAACACCAAUGCCAAAAUCAUCUUUGUAUGUUCGCCCUUCGGAGGAGGGUUCAUUGGUACGAGGCAAAGGAAGAGAUAAUGUUGCAACAACCAAGAAUAUGGUAGCUGCUAAAGCAUCUGCAAAGAAAGUAACGGCACUUCCUAUUGCUUCGUCAACCUCUACAGUCACAAAACAUGUAGCUUUGAAAAAGAAGAAAAAGAAUAUUUCAGAACCAGUGCCUUCUUUGUCAGAUCAACACAGCACACUGAAGGCAGAGAUGGGGGAACCUGAGGAUGAGAAUGUCCCUGAGAAAACUUUGCAUGUUAUUGUUACAGAAGAACCUGAAAGUAAACUUUCUGGAUCUACCGGAGAUGAUAAAGUCGUUCCACCACUUUCACCUGAAUCAUUUCCAUCGCCUGGAUCAUCGUCCACAUCUCAAUCUUCAUCUUUGUCACCAACAGAAGAUGGAGACAGCAAAGAAAAAUCGGAAGUAGAGAUUGAGAAUGGAGAAGACGUGAAAGAAGAAAUCGAGAGUGGACUAGAAGUCGAAGAAAUUGAUGAAAGUGAUAGUUCUGAUGAACAAGACGAGGUGGAAGAGGAAGAGGAGAUGGAAGAGGGUGAGGAAGAAGAUGGAGAAUUUUCGUCAGAGGAGGGUGAGGAAGAAGAUGGGGAAUAUUUGAUGGAGGGUGAGGAAGAGGAUUUGGAGGGCAAGGAUGGACAUGCUCACGAAGAAGAAGUUGAUGAAGUCAUCUUUGACAAAGGAGGAAAAGCAAACAAUGACAUCAAAGGGGUUGUAGGAAACGGAGGGAAGACACUGCGAAAGGGUAUUGUUACUGCUGGGUCUAAGGAUGCCAUACCAGUGAAAAUUAAGUUUAGAAGGGGUAGGGUUGUGGAUCUUCAGUCUGAAAGUAGUGGUCCUAGGAGACUUCGAUUUCGCCGGGCAAGAGUGAUGGAUGAAAACCGCGAUCAUACGAGUGAAAUAAAGAGGAGAAGUUUCAAGAAGAAAGGAGCCGAUGGUGACGAAAGUGUUCCCAACCCCAGUGAUGAAAAAGUUGUUCUGAGGCACCAAGAUGCUCAGGGAAAGAAAGACGCACAAGGCUUGUUCAACAAUGUCAUCGAAGAAACAGCAAGCAAGCUUGUCGAGAGCAGGAAAAGUAAGGUUAAAGCCUUGGUUGGUGCUUUUGAAACAGUCAUCUCCCUGCAAGAUACUAAACCUUCUUCACAAACAGUCAGCUGAUGGCAGUAAGACUUUUUUUUGUUCAUCACACUGUGAAAUGUAAAGAAAAAGUUGAAGCAUACUAAAAGAAACUUAUACAAUAGUUGGAGUGAAUGUCUUUGUUUGAGGUUGGAAAGUUGGAGUGAUCUGAUCGGCUUGGAGGCACCCUUCUGAUGCUAAUCUCGACGAAUUCCAGUACCCAUUUUCUGACAAGGGUACUUCUGGUGUCUGAAUGCUGUCAAAAGUAAAGCAUUCCAGAUGAGUGAUUAUAGUGAUGAAUUUAACUACAUAUAAAGGUUAGUUAGGAGCAACCAUUCUUGGAUGACUAAUAAGUUCUUUGUUCUGUUGUCGCAAGGAUUGAUGGUUUCUGUACAUUGUUUGACUGAUAGUGUCAUUGUUCUUUCAUCUCUUUAUCUGUUUAGAGUCUUUGGUUGUUUGACGUUGGGUUUUCCCAUCUUGUUCGUUUUCUUGGAGAAUGUAACAUGUUGAUUCAAGCCGAUACAUGUAUCCGGAAUGCUGCAGUGUCUCAUAACUUGAUUCCAGUUUAAAGAUUGCUCUUGCCUUUUCGUCUUCUUUCCCUUGGAUAAUGUUACCGGUAUCGUAUCAACAUAAUAACACCAUUCAUUACACCCAAACACCGGGGGAAAAAAAGCAAAAAAAAAAAGAAGAAAGGCAGUCAUUAAUUAUUUCUACAUACAAAGAUUUGAGCAUCUAAAAGGUUCAAAGAGAACUACUACCUCCUCCAGUUUAGUUCAAGUUUGAGCCUUUAUAAUUAGGGUUUGGCACGAUAUCUUCAUUGCCUUGGGCUGGCGAGAGCCCAGAAUUUAUAUUAGGCCAGGCUCCACCGACUUCUUGUGAAACGCGAAAUCCCCACCGCGGUGUCUUUCUGGAUUCUUUCGUAGUAGUAGGGUGUAUGAUUGAUUAUGAUAUGAUACCGUGGAUGUGAUUAAUUGGAUUACUAUUUAAAUUUUUCUGUCUCUUUAGUUUUUUUAUUAGGAUACAUGCUUCUUAGUUCUUACCUUAAUUAUUUGUCGGCUGCUUUCGAUUGGAUUGGGAAAUUUGGGUUUUAAGGUUUGAGUUGAUUUUGAUGUCCCCUUUGUUGACGGAUAUGGCUAAAGAGGAAGCUAAAUAUCAUGUGGUAUCAAUGGAAAAAUCGAAAGUGUAUUGUGUAGAGGAUGUGGGAUUUUGAUGGAGGCUGAUGUGACUGAGGUGUGUGAAGAGUGCGUUUAUGUUGAGAUGGCUGCUCGGAUGACUGUGGGUUGUGGUCCUCAAUGUCGAAGCUGCGUAAAUCAAUUGUAUUCACUUUCAAGCAGAGUCCAGCGGUGUACGGUCUGAGUUCAUUCAGACAUAUGAACCCGACCCAGAAGUAAUUAAUGUUGAGUUCACUGUUUACAAGGAGGUUCUCAGUAGUACAAUUCUUAACGAGUCCUGUAUUGUCAAGUUUUGCGUUGAUGAAAUAUUGUGUGAACCUUGCCCUGAGGUGAAGUUUUCUGAAAUACUGUGUGAACCUUGCCCUAAGGUAAAGGUGUGUGAUUUUUGCUAUAGGGAGCUUCAGCCUGACCAUGAUCAGUUAGGGAUUGUUGUGCAGCUAAGGCAGAAUGUCUCUCACAGAAGAACCUUUUUCCACUUGGAGCAGCUCAUUCGCAAGCAUGGUGCUGCCGUUGACUGUGUUAGAAUCAAAGCAGGUGGAUCAGGGAUUGGACUUCAUCUUUCCUAACCAAGCUCAUGCCUUCAAGUUUGUGGACUUUUUGGCCUCAGUUAUUCCAAUUAAGUAUGAUUACGUGAGCAACUGUGCUCUCCCUGUCACCAUUUGUCCUAUUUGUCCUGAUGAUCUCAUCUAUUUGUCCUGCAGGAAAUCUAGGAAAAAAUCACACCGUUGAUUAUAUGGAAGCUAAUUAAACUAGCUCUUCUAAUCAUCAACCACCUUCCUUUUCUUCUUUUGUCCCCAGAACAUAUACCAUAUUAACAAUCACCUUCCUCUGGUUCUCAUCCUCUUUAUCAUGUGGUCCAACCUUACCUAUAUAUCUUACGGACAUUGAAUUACAUGACCAUUAGCCAUAGAAAUCUGAACGAAACAUGAAUCUUGGUAAUUCAUCAUAAAUAAGAGUUUCCUACUCCCUCC
Molecule: messenger RNA, 4845 nt
Organism: Oldenlandia corymbosa var. corymbosa
Lineage: Eukaryota; Viridiplantae; Streptophyta; Magnoliopsida; Gentianales; Rubiaceae
Source: the annotation of a GenBank genome assembly